CGUGCAGGAGGCAUUUGACAAAGUUCAAGAAGAAACCUAAGGAAUGACUUGCUAGUGGCCGCGGAUUCCAUCACUAACACCAUGUCCUCUCUGGUGAAAGAGCUGAACUCCGAGGUGGGGAGUGAAACGGAGAGUAAUGUGGAUUCUGAGUUUGCAAGGACUCAGUUUGAGGAUCUGGUUCCAUCACCAACCUCGGAAAAGGCUUUCCUAGCGCAAAUCCACGCCCGGAAACCCGGGUACAUGCACGGUGGAGCUGCCCCAGGCACCAUGCGCAGUGAUGUGGUCACAGAAGAUGGGGAUUCCUAUGCGCGGCCUGAGGAGGAGAACUACGAGAAUGACUCGGUCCGGCAGCUGGAGAACGAGCUCAAGAUGGAGGAAUACCUGAAACAGAAGCUGCAGGACGAGGCCUACCAGCUCCACGUCAGCACUGAGACCAGACUCAAGCACCCCUGUCCUGUAACCGAGACAAAAUGGCGUGUGUUGUUUUGGUUUGUGGUGGUUUUUGGCGGGUUUCUCUCCUUGGUUCUCCAAAUUUACUUUUGGGGCCUGUUCUGAGAGCAAACCCAGCAGGUCUUACCUGUCCCGUGCAUUAGAUACAGUUAUGUCUUGCGGGGGUGUUCCUUGUCCCACAUGCAUUGCACACCCAUCCCCAUCAGGGAUGAUGGCCUAUAUGAGCACUGGUCUAACACAGCCAACCCUCCUCCACAGCGCCAUGUUCACGGGGGAAGGGAGGAAGGUGAAGUCUACUGUAUGGGAUUCAGGAAUCAGUUGUGGUUGGUCAGGACGGAAGUCGGGGUACGUUUGGUUGGUCAGAGGGAGAUGUGCUGGAGAUUGUGAAAAAUGGAUUCUCGAAUGAUAAGGCAGGGAAGGUUCAUUCGUAAGUAGUAAUGUGAACUUAAUUGCAUAAGAGUGUGGCCUUUGUUGUGAUAUACUAUGUAUUUUCUUAUAUGCAUGAGCCAAACUGUUGCAUCAUAAUUUAGCACUGAUGUCCGCCUUUAUUUUGAUCAUCUUUGUCCACCCUUAUUAGUUUUUGGCUGUUCACUGUAGAUAAACAUUGUAAAUACGGCAACUUUUGGUUGCUGCAAUCACCUUGGUUCAAUUCCACGCAAGAAGCCACAAACAAGAACUCCAGUGUCCUCAGAAGAAAGGGCAUUUUUACUUUUGAACCAAAAAGAGGGGGGGAAAAUCAGAAGCGUCAUAUCUUGAGGCUAAUUAACUAUAAGACAUUUUUAAUUAUGACUACUGUAAUUUGACACCAUUUGAAGUAACCAAUACAGAGACCCUAAAGAUUUCAUGAUAUUCAUUGGUAUUGUAACAAAACUACUAUUGUAUGGGUUUUUUGUAUUGCUGUUAAGUAUUGUUUUGUGUGUGUGUGUGUGUGUGUGUGUGUGUGUGUGUGUGUAUGUUGGAACCUCCUGGGGACAUGUUAUAUUUUGAAGUGAUUUAACUAUUUAAUUGUGUGUCUAUAUUUUGGAAUGGAAUUAUUUCUUCAUUAAAAAAAGUUUUUAAAAACA
Messenger RNA from Myotis brandtii (Brandt's bat), 1514 nucleotides. RefSeq names its product dystrobrevin alpha-like. The transcript has 6 exons. The coding region runs from base 82 to 555 and encodes 157 amino acids. The record is from RefSeq and is a predicted model, not a curated record. Lineage: Eukaryota; Metazoa; Chordata; Mammalia; Chiroptera; Vespertilionidae.